Molecule: messenger RNA, 618 nt
Organism: Geodia barretti
Lineage: Eukaryota; Metazoa; Porifera; Demospongiae; Tetractinellida; Geodiidae
Source: the annotation of a GenBank genome assembly
AUGUCCAACGAGUCCGGCCAUACGGAAAAACUGGGAAUCGACGACUGUACUGUGCCGGAGACCAGUGUCAGCGUCUAUGAGGCUCUUUACCGCAGGCGCAUGGCGUGGGACUUCCGCAAUCAGCCGGUCCCCAGGGAUGCGCUGGACCGUAUGCUGGCCACUGCCGUCUGGGCGCCGAACCAUCGGCUGACCGAGCCUUGGCGGUUCUUUAUCAUAGAAAAGGGGAGCGCAGCGUCGGAAAAGGUUGCCGGGCUGGCUUAUGAUUUCGCGCUGCAGCGCAGCGGCGGCGAACAGCGGGCAGCGGCAACCCGAGACUCACUGCUCAAGACGCCGGUGCUCAUCUACGCAUAUUCCACCCCGGGACGUGACGAGGAAGGCACGAAGGAGAAUUACGCCUCGGUGUGCUGUGCUGCCCACAACAUGGCCCUGGCCGGUGUGGCCGAGGGCUUGGCCGUGACCUGGGAGACGGGCGGCCCCACCCGCCAUCCCGACCUCGCCGAAGCUCUGGGCGCCGAGGCCGACUGGACCCUCACCACCAUGCUGUCCGUCGGCUACCCGGCCGAAAACCCCCGAUCGGAACGUACCCCGGUAGCCAACUUCGUUCGCUGGCUGGACUAG